AAAAAUGAAUUCAAGAACUCUUAUUUUGUUGUUCAUUUUUGCAUUUUUUGGUAUUUUAACAUUAAUACCAUCAAUCAACGCCAGAAGAGAUUGUCCUAAUCCAGCACCUUUUUGCGGUGGAACCGAGGUGUGCAUCUUUAAUCAGAAUACCCAAGAAUGCACUUGUUCUUGUUGUAACGAUGAAGGAUUAAAUUGCAAACAAAAUUUCCCUAAACCUUGAUUUUUAAUGUUUAUUUUAUAUCAUAGUAUUAU
Molecule: messenger RNA, 252 nt
Organism: Rhizophagus irregularis DAOM 181602=DAOM 197198
Lineage: Eukaryota; Fungi; Glomeromycota; Glomeromycetes; Glomerales; Glomeraceae
Source: RefSeq, a predicted model, not a curated record